AUGAAGUGGCUCCCGGUGGUCCUGGCGUGCCUGCAGCUGGCGGAGGGCGCGGUCAGGAUCAGCCUGAAGAAAGGCCUGUCCAUCCGGGACAGGAUGAGGGCAGCCGGGCUGCUGGAUGAUUUCCUGAGGCGCCUCAGACACGAUCCGGUGAAGAAAUACCAGCCCGGGCCGGGCUGCUGUGUCCCUGAGCCCGUGGCCAGUGGAAAUUCCCUGUUUUUCUUUUUCCAGUCCUCCUAUUUUGGGGAGAUCAGCAUCGGGGAGCCCCCCCAAAAAUUUCUGGUGCUUUUUGACACCGGCUCCUCCAACCUGUGGGUGCCCUCCACGGACUGCAAGAGUCCUGCUUGCUUCAACCACGCCAAGUUCAAGCCGGGUGACUCGGCCACCUUCAGCCCCGGUGGCCGGUCCUGCACCGUGUCCUACGGCAGCGGCUCCGUCACCAUCGUGCUGGGCUGGGACACGCUGCGGAUCCAGAGCAUCACUGUCACGCAGCAGGAGCUGGGGCUCAGCCAGGACGAGCCCACCCAGCCCUUCUACUUCGCGGACUUCGAUGGCAUCCUGGGCAUGGCCUUCCCCUCGCUGGCCGUGGGGGGCACGGCCACGGCGCUGGGGGCCAUGCUGGAGCAGGAGCAGCUCGCUGAGCCCCUCUUCAGCUUCUACUUCUCGCGCCACCCCACCUACGAGUACGGGGGAGAGCUCAUCCUCGGGGGCAUCGACCCUGGGCUCUUCCAGGGGGACAUCACGUGGGCGCCGGUGACACAGAAGCUUUACUGGCAGGUGGCACUUGAGGAGUUUGCCAUCGGGCAGUCAGUGACCAGCUGGUGCAGCCAGGGCUGCCAGGCCAUCGUGGACACGGGGACGUUCCUGCUGACCGUGCCCCAGCAGUACCUGGAGAGCAUCCUGGAGGCCCUGGGAGCGCAGGAGACCAGCUAUGGGGUGAAUCCCGAGCAUUCCCGAGGCAUUCCCGGGAAGAGCCCGGAGCUCCGUGGCCGGCAGCCGUGCUGAGCCCCGGUUCUCCCCCCCCAGAGCAAUGGCUACUGCACCCUGGCCAUCGAGGGCACCUACCUGCCCUCCCAGGACGGGCAGCCCCUCUGGAUCCUGGGCAACGUUUUCCUCCAGGAAUAUUACACCGCCUUCGACAUGGCCAACAGCCGCGUGGGCUUCGCCCCGUCGGCCUAG
Lonchura striata (white-rumped munia) is the source of this 1176-nucleotide messenger RNA. The record is from RefSeq and is a predicted model, not a curated record. NCBI's taxonomy places the organism in Eukaryota, Metazoa, Chordata, Aves, Passeriformes, Estrildidae.